This is a messenger RNA of Porites lobata, 20306 nucleotides long. The record is from the annotation of a GenBank genome assembly. Lineage: Eukaryota; Metazoa; Cnidaria; Anthozoa; Scleractinia; Poritidae.
AUGGCUCAGCUGUCGUCAAGUUCGAGCUCGGCUGGUCAGACAAGGGGAGGUCGUCGUCGAAAAAGACCUCAUCCUCCUGUGUAUGGCGGAAUUAUGAAUUCUUUUAGCGACAGGAACAGUGAUUUUGUUUGGUAAGUAGAGCGACUGUUUGAAAAUUGUCGAAAGACUACGAGAAAAGAAUGUUCUUAACAAAAACAAAUUGAAUAAUUUUACGAUAAACCUUUUGUUGUGAGCUGUGGUGAAGGCAUUUUUUUUGCCUGAUGUGAUUAAGUUACGAGAAUCUCCCUUACCAUAAACUGCGUCUUUGUUUUACAGUCCGAUAUGCUUUGACACCAUCGAUGAAGCUUUUAUGACUAAAUGUGGACAUACUUUCUGGUGAGGAUUGACAUGUUCUUGCAUUCAUUUCCCUUGCUAGUUCAUUUUUUAUUUAGGAUACUGUUUCCUAUUUUUCCAUAAUAAUAUCCUGAAUAAAUGGCGAAUAAACUAAUGAUGGGGCAGAAGAGCUCCAGGUGGUGAUUUAAUAUAAAUUACUACUUGACACAGAGAAUAUUCUUAGCAAUAAUUAUCAAUUUACACGCCCUCUCACUCCUAAACUAUGUUAUGACAAGAUUAGUUGUCACUCUAUAAACUAAAUCAGAACAUUUUUGUGGUACUCUUUUUUUUCUCAGGAUUUUACCAAAAGAAAUUUGAAAUUUUUGGAAAUUAUUAGUUUGGCUACUAUUGGAAGUGAAAGGGUUGUAAUAGGGAGCUUAAGUCAAGGACAACAGCAAUGAAACAAGAAUGACAAAAAAGCAAUAAGUUUUCGUUGGCAAAAGAACAACUCUGCAGGCUUUUUUGUACAUUUCUUUGCCGUCGCUGCAUGACUAUGAUUUGAUUAUGCCUGAUUUCGCGUUUUGUGGAGGACGUGAACACAGUACAAGGACUUUCUUUUUCUUUUCCUGAACUAAACGAGAUGGAAUGAGGGUGACAAAGUUUGAAUCAGCGGAACUUUACCUUUUAAGUGAUGUUUUCAUAGCCAUCGCCGUCCUUAUUGCUUGAGCUCCCUGACAAUAAAGCUAUGCCCUCAUUUGUCUUCUGGCUCUAAGAGAGGUGAUUAUAAAGUUCAUGGUACAGUGCUCUCAAAGUGACAUUUCUCUGUACUGUAACCUUCUUCCUGGGAGCGUAUGCAGAAUGCAUGGUUGCUUUUGAGGGAGCAGUGACUUGACAACUUGUUAGCUUGCCAGUCAGCUUGACUUUAAUGGUUCAAGAGCUUGAUAGUGUGACAGUUGGCUUCGUUGACUAGCUGAAAAGCUACCUUAAUAGUUGUUUCUGUGUCCUGUCCUUUUGAGUAUCUCUGUUAAUCCACUGAUACUGAUAUAGGCUGAUCAGGCCUCUAGCAAAGAUACAUAUCAAUGCCCCAAGAAAUUAGAAGUUGAAAUUUAUCUUUGAAGUUAUAAAUAAAGAUAUAAGUAAUCACUCUGGUCUUCCAUAUUCAGAAUAUUGUUAAAUUCAUAAAAUUUUUUUAGAAGAAACAACAAUAAUAAUAGUUAUUGUAAUAUUAAUAAUAAUAGUAAUAAUAAUGUUAUUAUGAUUAAUAUUAAUAAUAAUAAUAAUAUUAUUAUUAUUAUUAUCAUUAUUAUUCCAUUUGCAGUAAUGGUUUAGCUUAAGCUUGAGCUUGGUCAGUUGUCUUCAGCAUUUUCCAAACUUUCUGACAUUUUCUUGAGCAAAAAAUUAUUGUUGCCAAUAGUUGUAGUACUAAUAACUUGUGAGAUAUGAGUUAAAAAUGGUGAAGGUAUGGUAUUUCUCACUGGACUCUAAAAUUAUGAGAGUGAAUAAUUCAGACUGUCACCUCCUUCCACCCUCACUCUCAACCAACCUCACUCAAAUUUACAUACACAGCUGUUAAAUAAUUGGUUUUACUUUUUAGUUAUCAGUGUAUUACUCGAAGCCUUGAAGAAAGCAACCGCUGCCCCAAAUGUAACUACAUUAUAGACAAAACCGAUCAGAUUUUUCCUAACUUUCUUUGUAAGUAUUUUACAAAACGUUUUUUAAACUAUGUUAUGGUAAUUAUUUAAGGAUAACUUGUACAUAGAUCUUACACAUUGGCACAUUUAGCACACUUAAGUGUGCUAUCUCUGUAAUGCUAUUAUAUAACAAGAUUAUUUUUCAGAGAAAAUUGACCUGACCAACUAGGGAUAAUUUUCCCAACCAAAUUGGGGGUUAAAUCUAGUAAGGCAAGAGUGUCAUCAUCUUUAAGCCAUAGAUUUUCUUUAGCAAGUUUAAAUAAUGGCCACUAUUUAUUUUAUUUAAUCAUUAUUUUGCAUAUUUAUCAAGGAUUAAAUUCGAUAAUUUACCACUUGAGUUGCAACCAAGGUAUGAUUAAAAAACAUAUUGUAAAAGAAAAGAGAGAGGAAAAUGCUGCAUCAUGAAGGGAAGAGCCUUUUCUGAUAUGCUGCCUAGAACAACUUGUUUGAGAACAGAUGUCAAGAGGGGGUGCAUGUUAUCAUGCUUGAGCAUUGUGGGUGGGAUUUGGGGAUGUAUUAAAUUUUAAAGUGAUCAAUUCUUGCAGCUGUGUAUUAUCCCAUCAAGUGCUUGGGUUUCUCAGAAAAAUAAUUCAAAGUGUGUAAUCUACAGAUGUAUAAUAUUCUUGCAUGACGCAGCACUUAAUAUGAAUUUGCUUCUUUUAUUUGUGGCAAAAGUUCUCCAGUGUUCUCUGUAGUUUGUGCUGAGACUUUUACGUUUAUGUAUUGUUUGAGUGUCAUUUUAUAUAAUUUUUGUGAUUGCAGUAAAUGAGCUUGUUCAAAAAUUCAAGGAAAGAACAGGGCAAAAGAAAAGCAAGAUGCUUCCAGAUUCUCAGGUAAGUUUUCAAUCUUGAACUCAGUUAACUGAAACAUAAAGCAUGUAGCUCUAACUUUUGGUUUUGUGGGAAAAUUGUCUGACGUCCAUCUCACUGAUGUAAUGAUUUCAGCUCUACUUUUGAAACAAAGCUAAACCACAACAUGUGCAACAGGGGGGAAUGUUGAGAGAGACCAUAGUAAAUUUAUGAAGGAUUAAUAAUAAUAUUAUUAUUAUUUCAUGUAGGUGUAAAAGCAUUAGGCACCAUCAACUUCUAAUGAACCUGAAACAGGAGGCUCUAGCAAAAAUGACUGUAUCCCAGGCAUUUGUAAAGCAGUUGAACAUACAAGUCGUGGACAUGUGAUGUGGCCUCCUUUGUAUUAAAUAAUAAUUGUUUUUUUUUUAAGCUUCAGGUAUCAGGUGGUGGAGUUCAAGAAAUUUUAUCUGGUGAAAAUGAGUGGGACUUAGCAGGUAAAGGUCUCUGCUUUUACAAUCCUUAGUUUGUAUUAAAAAGGUUGCUUUUCUGUUCUAAUAUGUGGCAAUGGUUACUGUAAUACAAGUAACAAGAACGAUUGAGUAAUAAUGAUUAAUGAGUUUAUGGUAUACGUUCAAAAUAUUUUGUUUUUUCUGAUUGGCUCCAAUCCCCCUGCUACUCAGCUAAUUCUUCAUAACCAGCCGGCGCUGGCCUAUUUGGAAGCCCAAUAACCAACUUAUUUGAUGGUACCGUAAAUGAUCUAAUAAACGCCCGGGUCAUUUAUUUAAUUUUAGGGGUCCAAGAAGGGGCGUUUAAUAGAUGGGAGGCGUUUAAAAGAGAGAGGCAUUUAUUCUCGUAACUUAUUUUAACGAACUCAACCUAACUGUAUACAGUAUGCUUUUGGCUAAAAACGUUUUUGUGUUAACAGAAUCUCGACUGCGGGCUGACAACUUAUCUAGAAAUUGAACAUGACAUGAUACACAAACUGAUGUUAAUCAAGCAAUGAAAUUAAUAAAUUGAUUGAUUUUGCUCUAUUUUGCCAUUUCCUAGUAUUUGGGGGCAAUUUUCAAGGGGGGCAUUAAUUAGACAGGGGGCGUUUAUUAGCGAGGGGCAUUUAACACUAACUUAACAGCAUAAGGGGGGCAUUUAUUAUAUGAGAGGCGUUUAUUUGAGAGUGGGCGUUUAUUAGAUUGUUUACGGUAUAUUGCCCCACUAUAUAAUAACAACUUUGUUCCCAGGCAGUGACACAGCAGCCUAGCUGUUUAUGCAUAACUGAGAACAAACAAAGAGUUCACAGCUUUUCAAUGAGAAAUUAGCCAAAUUUCUGACUAAAACUGAAUGGAAGAAAUGCAAGAAUAUCCCCCCAAAAAAUGCUUGAUAGAUGUCAUAACUUUUUGAAGAGUAUCUGCAAGAAAGGAGUAUCUGGUUAAAUCCUGAAACCAUGUGAGAAAUAGACAAAGUUUUGAAGAAAGUCCAUAAGGAUGCAAGGUUGUUAAGAACGUAGAAACAUUCUGAAUGAAUACCAAAACAAUGAUUAUUGAAUUCAGUUUUUGUAUGAUGCAAAGGAUAAUCAGAUAUGGGAGGCUGUUAUCCACUUUGAUCUUUGGCUUUGGUGGACAACAUUAUCCUUCACUGCAUAAAUAAUCCUUCACAUCAUACUCAGCCUCAUUCAGUGGUUGUUAAGUAAUUCCCAACUUGAGUUAUUCUGUCUGGAAUUAGGCAAGCUACAGUGUAAGUGAUAAAGAACAUGUAUUUUUAUUGUUAAAACCUCUACUCUUUGACAUGUAGAUGUUAAUUACUUGCUGGAUGUAUUGACACAGAAGAAACAACAGCUUGAAGCAGUAAGUAUGAAACAAAGUCAGUUUUUGGGACAUCAGAUAUUACUACAGCAAAUCAGCAUCAUUUUAUAAUGUGGUGAAUGACAAGAUUAGAAAUAUUUUUUAAAACCAUUGAACUACAGUUUGUAUAAUCUGUUUGAGAGCAAUUUCUCUUUGUAUGGCCAGUGCAGUGCAUGUACAUAGUCAUGUCACCCCCACCUGGGCAAUAACCAACAGAAAGAACUGUACAGUACACACUUUAGUGAAAAGUUAGAUGCUAUUAUUCCAACUACAGAGUUGUCAUCAAACCAGUGUAGCAAUAUUGCAUCACAUGUUAAAAUAAUUCUGAAAAAAAUUGAGCCGAGAGGUUGCUCUUGUGAGUUUACCUGUGUCAGUAAUUAUAACAAGGUAACAACUUUUCUUGCAUUUGGAAAGAAGAUCCAAGUAUUUUUCCUCUGGAAAAAAAGAUGUUCUGAAUACAAAUACAGGACUGAUUCAAUCUAGUUGGUUGUAAUAUUAUUGCAGGACUUUGUUUCUUUGUUUUGACCACCUUGCAAAUGUGUUAAAUAUUAUCUUAUUAUUUUAUUAAUUAUAAAUCUCAAUUCUGAAUGGCUAUCAGCUGCCCUAAAUUUUAGGGCUUAUACGUCAGUUUAAAGGACAGUAUGUGUCAUGCCGAAGUAAUUGGACAGUAUGCGUAUGUUGUAGUUGAUUUUUUAUUUCAGUUAAUUUCUGUUUUUCUUUUGUUUUUGGGUACGGUAAUAUAUGCUAAUGAAGUUGCAACAAAAGGAAAGUAAAAAUUACCUGAGAUAAAAAAUUAACUACAACACGUAUAUUGCACAUGAAUAGAAUAGAAAAGCCAGAGGACUCAGCAUACAAAUUUGGCCAGAACUCUUGAAAUAACUAGUGUUUUUCAUCUUAAAAAAGCUUAAAAGAUCACAAAUUUUGUUGUUUGGUCAUUGUAUUUCAAUGUUUUUUUAACUUUAUAGGAUAGUCAAGCAGUCCAACAUGAGCUUUUGAAGGAUUUCCUCUCACAGGUUAAACGCCACAAGCAAGAGGUACAUUGUUUUUUUCUUCCAUAGGCUUGAGCUCCUGUCCAAUCAUUGAUUUAUUAUAAAUAUCAUUAUUUUUAGCAACUUGAUCAGCUGACAAGAGAAGUGAAACUCAUUGAUGAAGACAUGAAGAGAGUUACAGAGAUGAUAACUAAUCACAACCGGCAGUAUCCAUUGACAGUUCCUUUACUGACUCUUCCAGGGGCUGACAGACUUUUGGUUGGUGAAGUGGUAUGUUUAAAAGGGAAAGGAUUUCCUUCCUAUCCUUUCAUCUUACAUUUCCUAAGUUGUUUCAUUGACCUUCAUACAGCAUUGACCAGUUCAGGAAAUAAGGGUGUGGAAUUUGUGGAAUGUGUUCCCAAGAGAUCAAUCAUGUGACAAGCUCAUUAAAAUAAUGUUUUGACUCAAAACUUGGUAAUGAAACUUGAAAGCCUCUUCUUGAGGCUCUAGACUUAUUUCAAUAAUCAAAAAUUAAGUCUUGAGCCAAACAUUGUAAGAACAGCGACACAAGUAACUGCCAUUAUAUUUUGUCAUGACUGGUGCUGUACCUGUAGAGUUACCAGCCACAUGUUAGGUUCCCUUGCCUCCAGAAAACUCUAAUAUCAUUUGCUUCCAGUCCACUUUGUUGUCAUAGUUUAUCUGUUAAGCUGGUGUUAAGUCUUCUGCUCCUGAUAGUGGCAAAAUGUGAAAAAAAAAAUCACAGCUUCAAUUGUAUGGCGACAUAAUAGGAUUUCAUCUACUGAUAUAAAAGUUGCGGUAACAUUUCAUCCAAUCAUAACAUGGUGUGGGAGUUGAAGAGUUAAAAUAACGUACUUGAUUUUUUGUGCUUCGUUUCUUAAGGAAAGUACACUUAUGAAGCUGUAUGGGAACAGGGAGGGUGUUAACCAAAAUACUCCUUUGGUUAAGAUAUUGUUACUUUUUAAGCUAAUACAGUGUUAUUUCAUGGUGUCAUUAUUUGCGUACACUCAUUCAUUACAUUUCAAGAAACUGAAACCUUUUUUCAUUUCUUUCCUUUACAGGAUCAUGCUGUACCAACAACUCCAACAGCCAAAACAGCACCUGUUUCAGUAGGUUCAGACGUUGAACCUUCAACCAGGUGACUAUUUUGAAUUUCGGUGUUUGUGAUACAUAGCAACAUAGUAACGAUGAAGUGGCAGUGUUUCCACAGGGAAGGAAAGGCCAUGCUGAAAUUGAAUUAUUCAGAAAACCAACUUGGUACCAAGAAUGCAUAUGAGAAACAAUCACCCCUUUACAGGCAAACAACCACCUACCUACCUACUUACCUAUCUCCCCUCAUCAUGCUUCAUUACCAUGCAUAAGGCCUCCACACUUCCCUGCUAACCUGCUGUAUCCCUCAGACAAGCUCUUGAUUCAUCCCACAACCCUUACCCCGCCUUUGCUCUCUCCACAAAUCUAGGGGUAUUCGGCUAGCCUCUUUAUUCUUUCCACUGCUAUCCUGAAAAGUGUGUGAAAAGUGUGUCUGGUCUCAGUACUGAUAUUUUUUAUGGGUGUGGGACGUAAACCUAUUGCCCAACCCCCAACCUAGAAGGCCAGUCAAACAACUACAGAUAUCUGGAUAGUUGCAGAUGCAGUCUGGUAUUGCUGUCUAUGUGUGCUGAUGUUUUGUAAAUAGAAGAGUUAAUGAAGUUUCCCUCAAGUCAACUUGUCUUGGAAUGUGUUGGUGAUGUUCUACCUACAUGUUUCAAAUGCUUGACAUGGGAGCCUUUGCAUUAGGGUAGGCUUAAGAUACCACAUAUAAAUAUACUUGUAUAUUAUGCAAUAUUUUUUGUCUUUCAGUCAUGAUGACUCAUGUGACCAAACAGAAGCAGCUCAAGAUGGUUUUAAUGGAAGCCAGCAUGUAUGUAGUAUAACAAUAACAUUUGAUACCAUUGUCAUGUAGUCAUAGAUGAUUAAAAAAAUGGCCAGAUGUUGUCACUGACCCAGGGCUUGAAAAAAGGCUCCUCUGGUAGUCUGGGACAAGUAGAUUUUCUUGCUGGGUAAGCACAUGUAACAUUUAACUCUUUAAGCCCCAAGAUCCACAUACAAAUUCUCCAGACUGAUCUCCAUAUAUUUCUUUUGCUACUAGUUGAGAAAAUUUGAUUUAGGAUCAAAGCGUUCUUCCUUUGGUAAUCAAUUUAGUAAUUCUCGUAACCUUUACUCUUGAUGAUCUGCUGAUGUUGUUAGGAGAAAAUUGAUGUUGGUCACUCUUGGGACCUAAAGGGUUAAAGAGCUUACUUGUCCAAUGGGCAACAAGGGUGCUGGCAAUCCAUCCUCUGACAAAAUUAUUAACAAAGACGAGCAAGAAGUUGUCCUGGGCAAGCAAAAUGCGAGAGCUGCUUGCCUAAAGGACAUGCUGGAAUUUCAGUUUUGUUAGCCCUGGUGAUCAUGACCAACUUGCCAUAGAGUGUUUACUAAUUUUGGUCAACACCUGUACAAUGACUGACUGUUAUUUCCAGUCCUGUCUGUAUGUAGCUGAAAAACUUGAAAAUUUACGUUACUCUGCAGUUUUCGUGAUUCAUGGAUGUUGUACACAGGGCUGCCACCAAGCUUUCAGUUUGUCAGAUAUAUGCUAAUGUCAGUAGGCGAGAAUUGAGCAGCUACAAAGUUCUUUAUUCUACUUUCCUUUUGUUUCCUCUCAAAGUAGCCAGGGAUGGUGCUGAUCAUACUACCCAGGGAAAAUCCCUGCCACUCCAGUUUGGUGACAGCCCUGUGAACAUGCUAAAAUGUAUGUUGUAGGAAUACAAGAAUGCUUCAAUUAGCACACCCUUGAGGCUAAAAAAUGGUAACUUAAGCACCCUCGUUUGGUUAAUUGCCCUCCUCCUCCCUCCGCUCAAUAAAAAUCACUUACAAAAAUAUGAGAUACAAGCAGAAUAGAAGGAUUUUAUUCCCAGAACUCUUGGGAACUUUGAGUGCAACUACAUACGGAUUUGUGUUUUGUCUUACAGGCAGGUUCAAGUUUUUCUUAUUUACUGUUACAGUUUGUUUUGACUUAAAAUGAGAACAAUAAUUUCAAUAUUUGGGGGUCUAAAUUUGGAAAAAAAAAUGAAAAAAUGAAGCAAGUCCCCCUACCACUUCAAAUAAUUAGUGCUCCUUCUCAAAUCUGAAGUUUAAGAAAAAAGUGCCUAAGGUUCUAAUUCGAGCAUUUGAAGUAUACCGUAAAAUUCCGAAAAUAAGCCCCUCCAUGUAUUAGCCGUCCAAAUAUAAGCCCCCUAAAAUCGUAAUGCAAAAAAUCCUCCGUUAAAUUGCCCCUCCAAAUAUAAGCCCCUCAGGGGGCUUGUACUUGGAAUUUGCCCUCGAAUACAAACUAAGUUAAACAAAGCAAAAAUGGUAAAUUUCCUUCCCACUGCAAGCUACACAAAAUUUCCCUCCGGCAUAAGCCCCUCCGUAUAUAAGCCCCUCCAAAAAUAAGCCCCUCAAAAAGGGCCUUUGAAAAAUAUAAGCCCCGGGGCUUAUUUUCGGAAUUUUACAGUAACUUUUAACACUUAUAGUGCAUCUUUGUCUGUCAUAGGGAGCAAAGCAUUUGUUAUGCAGCACUAGUCUGGCUUCAAGAAGGAAACGAAUUCACCAACACUUUGAUGAUCUUGAAAGAUGCUACUUCUCCAUCAGACAGGGUGAUUUACCAAGUAAGAAACUUUGGAUUUGAAAUGUUCAAAGAAAUGCCAUUGUUGAGGCCUCGUGGGAGAAAAAUUCCGACAAACAAAAAAUCCUUGAAACAGUGACAAAAGAUAGAUGAAAUAGUGGCAAACGAUGCAAAGGUGUUUUGCAAUUGUGAAAGCGAUGAAGAUAAAAGCAAAUAUAGUAGUAAAUAUACUGACAGGGGCAUAACUUUUGUCUCAGUACUCGAAAUAACUUGUUUUGAAAUUCAGACUUAUUGUCCGCCUUAGUGGUCAGUCGCAAUGUGUGAUUUAAGUAGUUUUUUGUUUCUAUGUUUAAUUUGUGUGUAUUCAAUGUCUGUCAGGUGAUGCCGGAGCAUCAGAUGCCUUGGAUUAUUUCACUGAAAGCCUCGCCAAGUUUACAAAAUUCAGUGGUUUCCGUUGCUUAGCAACACUUAGUUAUGCCAGUGACAUCUACAGUUCAUCUAGUAUUGUUUCAAGGUGAGACCGUACGUAACGGUAUGACCCAGCUGCUGAUGACAAUUAUUAAUAAUGCUCAAAUAGAGAUACUAGCUGAAAAAUCUUUUGUUUUUACGAGAUAGUGAGAAAAUUGAAGCUAGAAUUGCACAAAGUCUGGAUGGUCAAGCAUAUUUGCUGGCUUUGUGACAAAGAUCUUUGUCACCCUGAUUUUCAGCAGCCAGUUUGUUCUGACAACUUCAUAACUUUCUUUGCAGUUCAAGCUAUAAAGAUCUGAGAGUCUUUUGCUACAGUUAUAGUUGUUAAAUUUUUUGAGUGAAAAGAAGUGAAAAAAGGAAUUUAUUAGUCCCCUCCUAUUAAGCAUUUUCUUAAGUUUAACAAUGUGUUGUUUUCUUUUUCCAUACAGUAUUGAAUUUGACCGUGAUUUUGACUACUUUGCGAUUGCUGGAGUCACAAAGAAAAUUAAGGUACUAUAUGUGAAAGAAACCGUUUCGUUUUCAAUUUCGUUGUUGGGAGACAUCAAGGGCAGAAAGUCUCUUUUUUUACUUCAAUCUACGCGUUUAUAGACAUGCAGGAGGUAUAUAUCCCAAUUCCAAGAGUCAGUUUUUGCUAGUGUUUAAUUCGUCUGGCUAUCAGAGCUUUAAGGGUUAAGUAGCAGGUUGCGAGAGUAGUUAAGUAGCAGGUUUCUGAGGCUUUACACAGGUAGUUUAUAGUAACAUUGAGUGUGGAAAGCUGCUCUUAAGAGGUGGAGAUGGAAUUUAAUUUGAUGUGCAAUAGAAAACAGUAAAAGCGUUGACCUGACUAAAAAGGGUAAUUGCAGGAUGAUAAAAACAGUAGAAGUAAAUGUUAUUGCUGUCUUGAGGGUGCCUUCCUUUGGGACGAUCUGAAUCAGGAUCAGCGAUCUUAGAUAGUUCGGAAAUUGAGCAACAAAGAAACUGAUGAAUUCUUUCUUAGUGUGGAUUCAUGAUCCGAGGGAUCUCUUCUUUUAGUCAAACGUCUAUAAUUUUGCCAGGCAUUUGGGUGUGUAUAGGUAAUGACAUGAUUUGUAGUGAUAUUUAGCAUAAAUACCCCGAGUUUUAUUUUGAAAUUGUUAUACAUAAUUUCACGAGCCGUUAGGCGAGUGAAAUUUGAGACAAUUUUGAAAUAUCACGAGUGGUAUUUAUGCCAAAUAUUGCGUACAAAUCGUGCUAUUAUUUGUUUAUACUACUACCCAGAAAAAGUUUGUGAUUUUCACAUGUAGGUAUUUCAGAUUAAGGUGAAAUACCACUGCUCUAAGCCAAUCAAAUGGAAGAAAUUUCUCAUGUAGUGGUAUAAUGUCAGUAAUAGUGUGCUGUUCAUAUUGUCAAAGUUGACUGUAUUGGAGAGCUUUGCAAGUUUGCCUUAUGCCUGUGCUGCUGCCGACAAACUUAGAUACUUGAGUUUAACUUUUGUGUAUUAUGUAUUUUUUUUUUGCUCAACAUCAGGUUUUUGAAUAUGGAACAGUGAUAAGAGAUGUUGUGGAUAUUCACUGUCCUGUUAAUGAAAUGGUUUGCAAUUCAAAAAUUAGGUAGGAUAAGUUCAUUUACAGCGGCGACAUGUCAUAGGCUUCUAACUGUUACAUUUAUGGAUGAAAUAUUGAUAAUGCAUUUUCUCAAUUAAGUUGUGCAAGUUAAGUAAACGUUUAACGUGAGCAGCAAAAAGAACCAACUCAGUCUGACUUUUCACAGAUCUAAAGGCCCUGAUUUUCACUGGAAACCCUUGAAUUCAUUCAGAUAGCCCAGGAUUUCUAGUUGGAAACUUGAAGAGCUGUGAUUACUAGACCAAUAAGAAAGGGAUGCUAAGCCUGAGGACGGAUAUGAAUUAAAUCCUUCAAUGUGGCCAUUCACAAUAACACCAACAAUAACAUCAGUCGAAUCCGUAGAAUCUCUUGUUAAUGAAGAUGGAAACUGUCUUAUAAACUUAUUGCAAGAAAAGCCAUUAAUUGCAGUUACAGUCAACUCUCUCUUUAACGGAUACCUUUGGGACCGGAACGAAGUGUCCGUCGUAGUGUGUUGUCCGUCUUAUAGAGAGUCAAAUAAAGGGGUAAUGAGAGGCAGGGACCAACUCAAAGGUGUCCGUCAUAUUAAGGUGUCCGCUAAGAGAGAGUCGUCUGUUGUCCUUCGUUAUACACACAACAAUUUUUCUGGCCCAACAUAGACUGUUUUGUUGUUCUUGUUGUUGCAGUUCUAUCUGUUGGAGCUCAUAUCACAAAGGGCUGCUGGCCAGCAGUGAUUAUGAGGGCACUGUUACGUUAUGGGAUGCAUUCACUGGAUCAAAAACAAGAUCUUUUCAGGUACCUGGUGUGCUUAAUUUAAAUCUGUAAAACAUUGAAACUGCAUGAGCAGUAUCUGAUAGAAGUAUACGGGCAAAAAGCUGAACUCGUUGAUUAUUUUGAGUAAAAGUUAUUUCGUAGUCUGGUGGGAAUUAGACUUGGAGAAAUGUUGUAUUUUGUUCUACAGGAGCACGAGAAGAGGUGUUGGAGCGUAGAUUUUAAUCAUGUUGAUCCAAAACUUUUAGCCUCUGGAUCUGACGAUGCAAAAGGUAAUGAAUUAUUUGUCCGUUUACUUUCAUCCACGAGCAACAAUUCGUCACCGUUUUUCACCAAAGGCUGAGGGUUAGAGUAAUGUUCAGGGCUGUCGCUAAGAUUUCAAUUUGCCGGCUAAAUACAACAAUUAAGCGUAGAAUCAAACGGCUAGGGAUUUUUUUGGUUCUACUUUUCUUCAUUUUGAUGAAAAUAACCCCGGGUUCACCUUCAUAGCAGCCGAGGGAAAUUCCCGUCCCCGGCCCUUAAUGACAGCCCUAAAUAUUAUAGGUUAGCAGAUCUGAGUAGCGGAGAUCUGUAUGAUGUGUGCAGCCAAUUCAAAAAAGGUUGCUUUUGGCAUCGAUCAGAUGACGUCAAGUAUAAUAUUUUGUGGUUGAAUUUUUUAAAAGAACUAGCAUGUGACUGGUUCGAGUUCACUGAGAUCUUUCGUGGCAAAAAUUUAAAAUUAUCGUCAACUCACAAACGUAUUUUUUUCCGUUUUCUAGUCAAGUUAUGGUCAACAGACAUGGAGCACUCGGUGGCUUGUUUGGAAGCUAAAGCUAAUGUUUGCUGUGUAAAAUUCAACCCAGAGAGUAGAUACCAUUUGUCCUUUGGCUCAGCAGGUAGGCAGGUUUACCUCUGAACAGGUUUUACUUUGGAAGGUACCACUAUUAAUAUUUGAGGGAUAAAAUCCCCACUAAAUUGAAGAUAAAACUGUCUUCUUUCUUUACAGAUCACUGCGUUCAUUAUUAUGAUUUACGGAACCAAACUAAGCCAAUAACAGUUUUUAAAGGACAUAGAAAAGCUGUAUCAUACACAAAAUUUAUAAACACGGAGGAAAUCGUUUCUGCGUAAGUUUUCUAGUUUACGGAGUUCUUUGCAUUACCUUGAGUCUUUUAGGCUGGACGCAUACCAAUCCAAGUGCGUCUUUUUGUAGCCUGUACAGGCUCUCAGCUGAUAGAGGGGCAGUCACGAAAAUAGGACGAGCGAGAUCUGGGAAUAGUGCGGUAGCGUGAAAAAUACUGGAAAAAUAACACCCGGCCUCUCUCUCCCCAGUCCCCGCGCGUUUUCGCAUCAUUUUUUACUGCACCAGUGUACUACUGUAUUGGAGCCUGGCACAGGCUAGUCCUUUAAACGAGCGGUUGAACGUCUCAAUGGCGACUUCUCUGAACCGUCUUGAUCCUUUAAACGUUGUAAUUGUUAAAUCGGACUUUGCAUCCGGGAACCGAAGCAAUUUAUUUUCAGGGUCCCUCUUGUAAAUUUUUGUUCAGUUAACAUUUUCAAAAAUUUAUUUAUUUGUCACUUCAAGCCAAAGGUCUACCAGUGUUCACGCUUAACUUGAAUUUUAUUGUUCAUUUGUUUUCUGCAGAUCAACAGAUAGUCAAUUAAAACUCUGGAACAUCAGUAAGCCGCACUGUCUUCGAACUUUCAAAGGCCACGUUAACGAAAAGAACUUUGUUGGACUGGCUUCCAAUGGAGAUUACGUUGCUUGUGGUGGGUGAUUCUUGUUUCGCAACGCUUUGGCUACUUCAAGAAUCUUUAUACCCUUGAGAACAGAUAUAAUUAUAUUUUUUGAGUACUCUCCACCGCGCUUUCGCUACCAACGGCUUGGAAACUAAAAUUUGAUAGCAUUUUGUUUUGAGUAAGGGUAUGGGCAUGAUUUUCAGUUGAACAUGCUUAGCGAGCGUAAAAAUCGCAUCCAGUCUGAGGAUUAAUGAGAGAGGGAAAAUUUUAUAUAUUUAGGCAUGACAAAAUUCAAGGGAACAUUGGUACUUAGAAACAACAUCUCAUAGGCAUGGAAAAAAUGGGUUCAUGCCCUCGCAGCCCAAAAUUGACCCAGCUAAACUUAGUUCCCAGAUCUCUCGCCGGGUUGAUAAUUCAUUCCCAGUUUUUGCUCCUCUGGUUUGGCAUGCCGGGCAUGCAGAUCGUGAAGCCAGUUGGUUUGGCAUGUCCGGCAUGCCAGGCAAGAAAUUGGCAUGCCCAGCGAGACUGAUUUUGAUGUUCGCUACAGCAUCAUAUCCUGAGAAUCACAUAUAAUCGCCAAAUAUAUCUUAGGGAGCUUGAAAUGACAGGUUUCAUGCCUGGCAAUAAAUGCAGAUUAUAACAAAAAAAGUCAUGUUUGUCACAAUGUGUGUCACGGGAUCGACUGGCAAAACCGAAGACAGAAGCCUGGAUUUAUAAAUAAAAAGCACGACAAAACAACAUUAUUCAUGCAUAAAAUAGAAUACUUAACUUGCAAUCAAAGAUUAAUCCUUUUAUUUCAAACCGAUACUGACAUUUCUGGGUCCAUAUUUAAAUUUGAUCCCGGAAAAGCGUCUUAAACAAUAAGAUAACAAAUCUUCUCCGUAUAAACUUAUUCAUGCUUAAGUUUUAUCGCGUCGGAAUGUUUCCUGGUCAACAGCAUAAAAGACUGGUGAAAAUUAAGCUUACCAGGUCGUUCAAGUCAGUACGAGAGUACGACGUUAAUACUGCAAAGACGUUCUGAUCUGGUGAAUUUGGACUGCCUUCUCAGAGAGAUUUUGCUUAGUUUUUCAGUGCGCUUCUUGUCGGUUAUGCGAAUCUCGCAACCUUUUUAGUCCUUGCUGACGAUAGUCCUUUGAGCAACGUCAUCUGCGUCAUCCGAAGAUACCCCGAGCACGCACGAAAUCGGCCGAAUUUCCGCAGAAGUGUUUUCGGAUGACGAUGAAUCUAGUUUGUUGUAGCGUGGCAGUUGUGGCUUCACGAUGUCGUCAUGUCUCUUCGCAUUUGUUUGUCUUUUUUUUCUGCGGUGCAUGGUUGAGAUGUUGGUGAAAGCUGGACAAGAAAUGGAUUCUGCGAGAGACUGUAAGUACAAAUUUAGUAUUAAUUUGGUAAAGAAAAAGCCUGAAUAUCGAACAAAUCCCGUGAAUUAGUCUUUUGGCAUUCAGUUUAUCUUACUGUUGAGCAUGCCUAAGAACUCCGGCAUAAGUGUCAUAAGUGGUUGUCAACUCGUUCACUUCGGAUUGUUUCUGAUUGUAUGUCUUGUAAUCUUCUUCUGCUGCUAAGAAGACUAGAGAAAACCUCAAAAAUAAAGAAACCAAAGCUAAAAAAAGUCAGAUCUAAUUUUAUAGCUCGAGUAUAAUUAUUUUUGGCACCUACGGUCAUAUUUUUUCACUGUACUGGUAAAGUUACUUAUUUUUGCUGCAUAGUUUGACUGUUGUUCGAAAGACAAUCAAACGGAUAUUACAAUCACUUUUGGAGACAAAAUAAAAUAUCCGUAAAUCAAAUGCCAAAAUCAGAUUUGGAUUUCGCUUUAUAAAAAUGAACAUGCUGCAGGUGUCAAUGCAAAGUUGUAAACAACUCAGUAUAAGUAGUCUGUGAAUGUGCGUUUAGGUCCACAAAACUAAUAUUUCUUUUGGACAUCUCAUCCAAGCAAAGACUUAAGGCUUACAUUGCUUGUCUACGAGUGUACUACAAAAUGCUUUGCUACAGUAAGCCUCUGAGAGGCGAUUCUGGUAAAUUUAUAGGACGCUAAAAUGCAAAUAAUUCUAAGCUUAAACAACCUGGCUGGGUCCGACUUUUGAAUUACAAAAUGUUCACGUUUGCUGGCUGUACUUUAAAUGAACAUGGUUUUUGAAAUGAUUUUGUACUAUUUUAACCCGAAAAUUAUCACUGGGUUAUAAAGCUUUUAAAACGGACGAAAACUAAGCUAAUAAACAUGUUCAAUGUAAAAAACUAAGAUUUAGUCGCUUUUUCAACUUUGCUUUGUGGACCGAAAAAUUUACCUUUACGCAAAAACAAAAGCAAACAAUGAGGCUUUUAUUCGACAUAUUUUCUCAGAAUUUUAUCUGAUCAAUUUAAUGUCACUAGCAUUGUUUUCGUAUAGGAAUUUUCCUAAUUAUAUGAGCUUUUACUAUAAUAAUUUUGAUACUCUAUAAACUUCUCAUUUGAUAGCUUCACUUUUUUAUACACCGAUUGAGAAACAAAUUCGCUCUCGUUAGAUCCUAUUUUAUGACCUAUUUAUUAGAACUCUAGGUAACAUACCAAAUGGUGUAAACGGACAGGCUUUAACCUUUGGUCCUAAUUUAUUUUUUCUUCGCAUCCCCUAAUCAGUUGACGGGCCGUGGGAGAAUAUCGCCACAAAAAGAUGCGAAAAAGUUUUCGCUGAGUUUCCUUUACAUAUUUCGGCUUUAUAUGGGUCUACACCUUACCUGCUUAAAAAUGAAACUGUUGUUCAAUUAAGCCAGUCAAACUCGGUAUAAUCUUGACUUGCAAAUCCAAAUGCAAAGGUUUAUUUCGCAGUAGAAGAGCGUGUAAACAUCAUCGAACAACGCAAUGUAAAUUGGCUAAUGUGAAACCACGUUUCUUUCACUUUAUUUACCAUGCAUUUAUCUCAAUUGCACACUCUUGUGAAAUUAGCCUCAGACAAUUAGCAGUUGCGACCUUUAACAGACUCAACAAGCCAGUAUGAAAAUAUGUUAAGAGAAGCUGAGCUCUACAUGUUCUUUUUCUUUUUUCUCAUAUUGCCCUUGCAUGUGUUAACAUUCCAUUUCUUUUUUGUUACAGGUAACUUCCAGACAUGACGAGGAGAUAAUUACUUUUCUAGAGAGCAAUUCUUUGAUACUGUCAGUUAUUACUGACUUACUUUGAGUUAAAAACAGAGAAAACAGACACUGGUAAUGACACAAAAACAUUAAUCCCUGGCAAGCCUACAAAACAAGAAAGAGGAACUCAGACUCCUUAUCAAAAUGUGAAACAAGAUAAAAACAGCUUUUCUAACGUAGGGAAAUUUGCUUUAGAGAGAUUUGUAAUUGCAACGUUAUAUUCAAGCACAUUGCAUUGUCAAACAUCAUAAUUUACUGAAAAAUGAACAAUGAUUUUGGGGCUUAGCUCAGUUUGUAAUGAACUUUGAAAGAUAUUCUAUAACCUUGUAUUUUUAAAAGCUUUCAUGGAACAUAGAUGCAUUUUAUUAUACAAUGAAAAUAGUGUCUGUCUCUCUUUUUACUGAUUUCAGUCAAUUCCAUUUUAUUCGCAAUGUGAAAUGGGAAUCCUAUUAAAGACUCAUUAAAAGGGGUGAGGAGUUUUUACAAUCCCCCAACAGGUCAUCUCCACGAUGACGCUGUUUUAUUACUACGGCAGAAUCCCUCAGGGUUUUACUUUCUUGUGAAAAUUAGAGCUUUUGUUAUUGAAACUUCGCUGGAACAACCAAAUGGAAAAGCAAUGACGUCAUCGUGUAACCGUACAUCAAAAGAUAAGCACGGUGAUCUGUUUAGUUUUUUUUUUUAGCCAGGCUUAAAAUAUCUGUAGAUUCAAGGAAUUAUAACCUGUGCGUUGAGAGCACGCCAGGGACCGAUUUUGGCAUGCCCGGCAUGACCCAGAUUAUGGCACGCCCGGCAUGCUAGAGAAUUUGUCAUGCCGGGCAUGUCAGAGAAUGUGGAAUGCCCGGCAUGCCGGAGAUUUUGCUGGGUAUGAAUUACUUAUUACUAGAACCUAGGCUUCUCGCGGCCUGGGUGAGAAGGUCACGGAACCUCAAAUUGUACUUACAGGGCAUGCGAAAUUCUGUUGCAUGCCAAUUUCAAUGCAAAACCACUCUGGGGCCACCCCCUCUAUUACCAGUGAGCAAAUCAUUGACGAUAGGCAUGGGAAAAAUCCUUGCAUGCUAACCAACAUUGAAAACGUAGCAGAAAUGUCCUCAGUUGCUGAGUCAUGCCCUAGGGGAGGCUUUAAAAUACAGAAUUUCCUUACAUGGAUGAGAGAAUUUUCCGUAAACAGCAUGUGAUCAUGCCGGCUAGGACGCAUUUCCUCCGUAUUGCCCCUUUUUACAGCUAGCUAGGUUCAUUUUUUGGUUCCAUGGCCUGAAAUGACGAAAAAUUCAUGCCCUGAAUGUAAAAAGUCCAAAAACUUCCUCGAAAUUUUAGUUUCCAAGCCGUUUACCUGACAAGCACACGUAUCACCACGGCUUCUACGUGUGCGGUAACUGUCAUCCUGUGCUGGUAAAGGGGGAAGGGGUGAUGAAGAAUUAUUUUUACAUGGCUAGUUCUGCGAACGGGAUACAUGAAUUGAAUCCUGUGUUGUGAAUUGCUGUCCGAGCGGGCAACUUGGGCCUAUCUCGCCCGCUUUAAAUUUCCAGAUUUGGUCACGCCAUGUAUUAAAUCCUCUAUUGACCAAGCUUUUUCGAUCACGAUGGGUCGAUAUCGGCCCCAGUUUCGGUCCCGGUUUCGGUCCGGCCAUGACAACGCAACAAAAUAACUUGACCAAUAUCCAGCCAUCUUCACCCCAUGCUUGAUCAAUAACGUAUGGCCUUCAACCUUCCUCCUUUGGCGUUCACCAACCUUUGCGUUCACCCAAUGUUUCGACAUCAACACCCCUUCCGUGGGCCUGUGGUGUGUAGAAGUUAAAUGUGGUUUCAGUUCACCGGUCUGUAUACCUGUUUGUCUGUUCGUCUGUAUAGGUUUGUUCUAAGCUGUAGCACUUGCUGGCCGUGAAUUUUCCUCAAAAUAGUUGUGAGCGAAUCUUUUCAUUUACAGGAAGUGAAAACAAUUCACUAUAUUUGUACUACAAGGGCCUUUCUAAGCAGCUACUGACCUUCAAGUUUGAUACUGUGAGAAGUGUACUGGUGAGUUGGAAUUCAGUGUAACCCCACGCCUUUUUACGUUUUAAACCUUAAUUGUAAUGCGGCCUAGAGUUUGGUUAGCAAAAUUUUUAAGUGUGAUCACUCAAAUGUAAGCAUCCACUUUCUGACAAAUACUUUGCAAAUAUGUGGACAACAUCCUAGAAUGUUAACUCUCAGAUAGUAAUUUUAGUGAUUCUAGCUAGCUUGUACUCUGUUGGUAUAAAAUGUGUUCGCUGUGUGUAACACCUUUUUCAAUUCUUUUCAAUGUUUUUGCUUUGUUGUUGCACUUGCACAUCUCCCACAAUGCACCUUAUUUGCCCCCCUAUUUUGCAUAACCCUUUGUUUUUCAUUUCUCCUGGGUAUUAUAGCCGUCCCAAGAGAAACUGUAAACAAGGCAUGCUUAUCCAAAAUUUUGGGGGGGCAAAUAAGGUGCAUUGUGGGAGAUGUGCAAGUAGCGUAUAUUUUCUUUGUUAUAUCUCCCAUUUUCCUUUCCUUUUUUCCCAUUUUUGAUACCAGUCACAUUAUUUGUAUCCCAGACCCCUUAUAUUCCUUAGCUUCUUCCCGGGAACCUCUUUUUACCCAUCUUAUUUGAUGGCUUUAAUAAUUUCAGUAACUCGACUAUAGAUGGGGAAAAGUUCAGAGGCGGCAGUUGAUUCUAUUACAUACCAUUUCUAAUUUCAUACUCCUUAGUUGUGACUUCUGAUUUCUUGGUUAUUAUAUAUCAUUACAACCUGAUAUUUUUUUUAUUUUAAAGGAAAAAGAUAAAAAGGAGGAUGAUGCGAAUGAAUUUGUGAGCGCAGUUUGCUGGAGAACAGUGAGUGCAUUCGUUUUACAUUUGUUUGUGGCCUCUUAGAAAUGUACGAAAAAAAGACCAAAUUGACAGCUGCAUUUGUUAGCAUAUCAAACUUUGCUUAUUGUUCAGUUUGCAUUUUUGGAAGACCAUAGUGCUUUUGUUUCUCACCUUCUUUUGUAUUUCGAUCAGCGGUGUUCGACCUCACUCGGGUAUGAUCGGUAAAUUUUCGGUGGGACAUUUUUUUUACUUAGUAGUGGUCUAGUGGGGGAAAAAUUUUAAAGUGGGAAACAAAACGAUAAAAGAGCCACGUGAGAGAUCGCGCAUUCAAUAAAGCUUUAUCCACCCAUGAAGCUGUCGCUUGUGAAGACACACUGAGUGCAUCAGGCAAUCGGAAAAAAAAUACUGCCUUCUUUCCUUGCCCGAUUCCUAGUCAGGCACGCAGGUACGGGUGGAUUUGAGGCUCAAUAUACAACCGUUCCGCCGGCUUUUCUGAAUUUUCAAUUGCUCAGUCAUUAUUGUUUUCUUGAUAAGCUUUGCAGUCUGCCUUAUUGCGCGUUGCAGAAACAUCUCAGCUGUAAAAUGACUUUGGUUACCGGCUUAACCUUUUCUUUUGAUCCUGUUCGAACAGGGCUCCAAUGUUGUUGUUGCGGCUAAUAGUCAAGGGACCAUUAAGGUAUGA